Molecule: messenger RNA, 1654 nt
Organism: Centropristis striata (black sea bass)
Lineage: Eukaryota; Metazoa; Chordata; Actinopteri; Perciformes; Serranidae
Exons: 3
Coding region: 403-1464 (353 amino acids)
Source: RefSeq, a predicted model, not a curated record
GAAUUUAAUCAUGAAAUUAAAAAAGAAGAUUAAAGGCAUAUAAAACAAAUACAUUGUAUGGACAGAAAAAUAUAUUUGUAAGGCAGAUACACUGUUAAAGUUGGAAUAAUUUUGUGUUCAGACACAUGGAUCUUUUAAUUUUAUUUAUAUGUGCUUUAAAUUUCACUGUGACAUGUUUGGAAGAGAUUGAUCAAUAAAGUUUUGAGAAGAUAUACACGUUAUCUAUCAAGAAUAAAUCACAUUGUCACAAUAAUUUCAUGAAAAGAGAUAAAAGAAUACUUAAUUCUAACUUUAUUUCAAUUUUUUCCAGCAAUUUCCUUUCGACUGAUCUAUCGUUGCCAAACCUGCCUGCCCCUGACUAACCUGCCUCGUCGUUCUCCCGUCACAUUUCUGUCUCUGACCAUGAUCUCCGUUUUAACCCCUCACUGCUGUUUGCCUGCUGGUGUGGCAUCCUGCUGCUACACUGCCUUAUUGCAACUUGCUGGACUUCCACGAGAGUUAUACAGAAUGGAUCCUAAAUUUAGUAAGAGGGGGGAUGGUCUUGCCAACCUCUUUGAUUCUGAGGAUGCAAAGAAGGUGAAGGGGGAGAAUAGGCCAUGGGCCCGCGCUUUGUCCCCAGAUCGAGUAAAGGAGUCGGCAAGGGUGGCUGUUAUUAGUCGUGGUGAGGACCCGGAAAAUGAGCAGCAUCUUCUGGGCCAACAUCAGCUGCAGUUUGGAAUUUUUAGGGGUCAAACAUUUCAGUGGGUGGCUGAGAAUGCGCUGGGGUAUGCUGGGUAUGUGGUGGCAUCAAUGUCAGAGGAAUCAGGAAGCUCUGAUUCAAAUAACAACCUGGCCAAUAAAAAUGCCCUUAAGAGGUACAUUUUACACUAUCCAGAGGGACAUUAUGCUGUUCAAUUCAAGAUGGAGACGAGAUCCUCCAAAAGUCGGAGCACACCAGCCACCUCCACACAGCCCUCCACCUCCACACGGCCCUCCACCUCCACACGGCCCUCCACCUCCACACGACCCUCCACCUCCACACAGCCUUCCUCCUCCACAGUGCCCUCCACCUCCACAGUGCCCUCCACCUCACCGCAACUAUCCACCUCUUUUCGUGCAUCCUCAGUGCCUAUAUCCUCCCUGCGGUCAUUGUUGAUCGGGAAAGGAGUGUCUCAGCAGAGAAUUCACAAGUCUGUCAAGAGGCUGUUUAUGCAACCCACGUUUCAGCCAUCUGUUCCUGCUCUGUCCCCUGCUGGAUCCACCAAGGACACGGUGCCAACAAAUCUAGUUACCAGUAAGAAUGAGCCCACUGACAGCGAGCUUCUGCUGGCAGUUCAAGAGGUGGAAUCAGACAUGCCACGUAUGUAUUUUUAUGAAAUACUUACACACACUCUCCCCUUCUCUAUAUGUUUAUUUGUUAUACUUGUUUUGCAAUUGAUGCUAAAUGUGUCAAUACAUGAGGACAUGAAUAGAAUUUUGACUUAGCAUACAUACAUACAUAUUUGUUAUCUUUUCUAUCCAUUUUGAAAAUUGUGGCUGUCUAUUGAAACUACUUUUUUGUAAUUAUAUAUAUAUAUAUUAAUUAAUUAUAUUGAGAUUAAAAUAUUUAAUCACGAUUAAUUGCAUUAAUGUCAUAGUUAACUCACAAUUAAUCACAAUUAAUAGCACAUUUUUA